UCUGAACUUAUAUGCAGACAGAAAAUGGCAGUUUUAUAGUGCCAUGUUUGCAGGAGAAUGUUCUUUGUUCCAUAGUUCUGCAUGGGACUGUGCUUUCACCCGGAUAUUACAGAAGAAGAUAAAAAGGCUAAACUUCACAGCUCCAAAAUAGAGAGAGACCUUUUUGAGCAAGCCAAGGCUGAGAUGAAUGUAGUGAAACUCCUCAUGCUUGGACCUGCAGAGAGUGGAAAGAGCACCCUGAUCAAACAAAUAAAAAUAAUCCACAGUCAGGGCUUUUCCAAACAGGAGCUUCUGAGUUUUAAGCCUGCAGUACUAGACAACCUCCUGACCUCUAUGAAGUUUGUGCUUCGAGGGAUGGGGAUGCUGAGGAUUAACCUCGCAAACAAGAAGAACAAGCUGCACGCCCAGUCUGUCCUGUCCUGCACCCAGUCUUUGAGGGACGACCGGGAGCUGCUUCCUUAUGUGUCUCGUGCUUUAUGUGCACUUUGGGCUGAUGACGGAGUACGAGCUGCUGCAUCCAGAGGCCACGAGUUUGAGCUGAAUGACUCCGCACUCUAUUUCUUUGAAAACAUGAGUCGGAUCAUCUCCCCGAACUACAUCCCCUCAGAAAUGGAUGUUCUGAGAGUGAGAGUGAGGACCAGCGGAAUCAUCGAGACACAGUUUCAAGUUAAUGAAAUUACCUUUCGGUUGUACGAUGUCGGAGGCCAACGCAGUGACAGGAGGAAGUGGCUCAACUUCUUUGACUGUAUUCAGGCCAUUUUGUUUGUCGUUGCCCUGAGCAGCUACGAUAUGACUCUGGUGGAAGAUCCCUCAGUGAAUCGGCUGCAGGAAAGUCUCGAACUUUUCACAACAACCUGCACCAAUGCAAUUUUUAAAAGCACCUCACUGAUCCUGUUCAUGAACAAAACUGACCUUUUCCAGGAGAAGAUAUUACACUCUGGACGACACCUGAGAUUUUACCUUCCCUCUUAUCAAGGAGCAGAUGGUGAUGUGGAAGCUGCCGCCCAUCACAUUACCUCUAUGUUCUCGGAGUGCAACACAAACCCUGACAAACCUGUGUACCACCACUUCACAAUGGCCACAGACACCGCCAACAUCCAGGUGGUCUUCCAGAUGGUCAUCGAUCAGAUCGUGAAGGAGAAUCUCGCAGCUUUCCAGCUGCUGUAAACGUUACCUAAUAACACUUUGAAUGUCAUAAUACAGCACUUUCUUUUAAAACAUUUUAAAUAAACUAUUUAUUGACCAAGA
This is a messenger RNA of Sphaeramia orbicularis (orbiculate cardinalfish), 1248 nucleotides long. Its product is annotated as guanine nucleotide-binding protein G(o) subunit alpha-like. Gene Ontology annotation, molecular function: G protein-coupled receptor binding; guanyl nucleotide binding; G-protein beta/gamma-subunit complex binding. Gene Ontology annotation, cellular component: cytoplasm; heterotrimeric G-protein complex. The record is from RefSeq and is a predicted model, not a curated record. Bases 82 to 1167 code for a protein of 361 amino acids. The transcript is spliced from 9 exons. Gene Ontology annotation, biological process: adenylate cyclase-modulating G protein-coupled receptor signaling pathway. Lineage: Eukaryota; Metazoa; Chordata; Actinopteri; Kurtiformes; Apogonidae.